UGUAGUUUUGACGCGUUCGGAAAUCGAAUUAAGAACGUUAGAGUGAGAGGUGUGUGAAGAACGAGAGGUGGACGAUACAGUGGAGGCAAUUUUUUGUUAUUGUUUGGCGGUGAUUUUUUCAGAGGCGUGCUAAUGGGAGUAGGCGCGCGAGUGGGCGAGCCGGAGCGGCAAGCGCGCUCUUCAGUGUUCUGGCUGAGCUUCGAGCGCGAGUAGACGCGUCACCGCGGAUGUGUUAGCUGAUGUUAGCGGAUAGGACUGAGUCGUGAACUGUUGUGUUGGUUGGUGCGUAUGCCCGCGGUGGCUCGACCAUGUUGAUAUCGGCGGGCAGCGGCCCCACACCAGAGUAUUCGCCCGCGUCGUGCUGCGCUUUGUGGAAGAUGGAGCCGGCGCCCGCCUCCAUCUCGCAGCCGCUGAACAUAUCGCCCAACGUGCCGGUAUCUCCAUCGUCAUCGGGCGGAGGUUCCGGGACGGCGCUGUACCCGGGCGCGGCGUCUCACCCGCUGUCAUCGCUGCUGUCUCAACAGAGGCUGCUGGAGCUGUCACGCUUCGGGCUGAGGCACUACGACAUCGCACACCACGUCCUGUCCCAGCAAGGUGCUGUUACUAAACUGCUUGGCACUCUGCGACCCCCGGGCUUAAUCGGCGGGAGCAAGCCGAAAGUUGCGACGCCGGCGGUUGUAUCCAAGAUAGAGCAGUACAAAAGGGAAAACCCGACGAUCUUCGCGUGGGAGAUUCGCGAGAGGCUCAUUUCUGAAGGUGUCUGUACAAACGCCACUGCCCCAAGCGUAUCGUCCAUAAACAGGAUACUGAGGAACAGGGCAGCAGAGAGAGCCGCUGCAGAGUUUGCUCGCGCGGCCGGCUACGGUCUCUACGCUGCGCCGCCUCCAUAUGGUGGCUUCCCAUGGGCUGGCGGCGGCGUCUGGCCCCCAGGCAGCCUCCCCCUACCACCAGGCGUCCCUGCACCAGGUGUGGGAGUCCCACACCCUGACGCUGUGAAGCAAGGCUUCCUUUCGUCAGGACGGGGAUUUAUUGAUGUGGAUGGUGAAGAUUCAGGCUCGUUGGACGGCGAACAACCCAAAUUUAGAAGAAACCGUACGACGUUCAGUCCAGAUCAACUAGAAGAACUAGAAAAGGAAUUUGAAAAAUCUCAUUACCCCUGCGUAUCAACGCGAGAACGGCUAGCUUCUAAGACUUCCCUAUCGGAGGCUCGUGUCCAGGUUUGGUUUUCCAACAGACGAGCCAAGUGGAGGCGCCACCAGCGCAUGAACCUCCUCAAGCGCGGUGGCGGCUCCCCCUCGCACCGCUUGCCCCACUCCCCCUCCCGCUCCCGUUCGCGUUCUUUGUCCCCCGCGCGCGUCCCCUACCAUACCCCCCAGAUGGGCGGCGAGAAUAGUGCGUUCAAGGCUCUGGCGCACCAGGACCCCAACGCGCUGAAGGCUCUCUCGCAGCAGGCUCAGUUCGACAGUACGACGCUGAAAGCGCUGUCGCAGCAGCAGUUCGACUCGUUCCAGCCGCACCCAGCGCUGGAGAGCAGCGCUUUCAAAGCGCUCGUCCCCAACUCGGCCGCCGCCGCGCUUCUGGCAGCACAAUCGAUACAAUUAGCCCGCGGAUACGAAUCUCAUUCAGAUUCCGACGAGGAAAUAAACGUCCACGACUCGAGUGACGACGAAGCCGAGAAACAGAUUAACAAGACGAGAUCUAGAUCUAGAUCUCCGAGCCCCGAGCGGCGCAGAAUAGCGGCCAACGACUUGCCACUACAAUUGACUAAACAUGACCGUUGAUUAGGGUUACAGUUAAUUUAUUUCAUUUGUACUAAGAAAAUAAUGAUUCCUAUUGAAUGUCGAUGUUCCGAAUAAAUAAAUUAUGUAAAUUAUAAUCCUAGAUUAAUUAAUUCACGCGUUCGCUUGUAAAUUGUUGUAAAUAAAUAUAAGCAUUAAGGUUGUCAAUAAAUGUAAAAGAUGGCUAUAAAUUUAAGUUUGCACAAAGAAACUGAUAUAUUUAUACAUUUCUUAAAUAGAUACUUUGAGAACCAGGUUACAAUUUGGAAACAGUUUUGUUCAAUUUUUAAUUGGGACAUAAAGUUAUCUUGUGCCUACGUAGAAGCAAGGGCAGGCAAUAUACGAGUAUUCAUAAAAUUGUAACUAAUUAUUAGUGUUGAAUUAGUAAAAACAUUAAAUUCUCUCUCUAAAAACUUCUAAAAAUAAUACCAGCUAAAAAUUGAUAUAUUGUUGAAAAACUCAUAAGAAAGAUGAAGCACAUAGAUUUAUGUCCUUAAUACUAAUAUUUCGACUAUAAAGUUUUUUGUAGAUAAUGUAUCAUAGUACCAAAGUAUCAUAAAAAGCCUCGUUCUCGUGUUAUUUAAAGUUCCUAUUAUGGAUUUAUACUUAUCAUAAACAACAUCGUUAGACUACUUGUAAUUCCAGAUUAUUUAAUUCUUUGAAAUAAAUAGCCUAUAACAGUACAAUUUGAAUUUAUUCAUCAUAUUUUUAUUAUGUAGAUACCUAUGUAAAAUGUAGUAAAAUACUAGUUAAAAUAAAUUAUUUGUUUAAUGCUUACUUAUACGUUGUCAAAACCUAAAAUGUCUAUUUUAGAAACUCAGAACCUCUUUUGUCAAAAAUUAAAAUUCCAAGCCUUUAAAGUGUAAUAAAUUAUGUAACACUUUAGAGUCCCUUCACACUGAUCUUUGAAUAAGUAUGCAAUUUUGUAAAAUAAACCGCUCUGACAUUACCAUCCCGUGAAGUCUACUUUCAGUGUGCAUUUUCCGGCCUAAAUAUCUCAAUGAGUUGACAGUUCAGAGAGCAGACUACUACUCUGUAUUACCGCAUUAUUGUCAUAUAUUCUAUCCCAACGCAGGCUUUGGGUAAUUUUGGGUAAAAAACUAAAUAAUAAAGUGUCCUUUUAAAAAAAACAGUUAGGUACGUAGUUUCAGUUGCGCCUUGCAUACAUUCUAUAAAUACCGACGGUGAAUUUUCUUAAACAGUUCUGCCUCCACUAGCCAAGUGGCAUGUCGACUCUCUUUCUACGAUCGCUAACGCUUCGAAAACUAGAAAGAUGUAUGAGAACGACAUUUGCUAUCGACAGGUCACGUGAUCAAGAUCUGUCAUUCCCAUAAAUUUAUCUAGUUUUCGAAAUGUUAGCGGUCGUAGAAAGAGAAUCGACGUGCUACUUGGCUAGGGUGUCUGGGAAGGGGCUCCAGGAACCAUUGUGAAAUAAGUUUGUAAUACUCGUAUUUGACGACAAAUGCAUUCCGAUAUAGAUUUACAGAUUUUUGUUAAUAAAACUUUUAGAAAACUUGUGAAAAAUAUUACAAUAGUAUCUACAAUUGAGUAAACUCAUAAAGUCAUUAGAUGCGCUAGUUCUAUAAAGUACGAUUCAGACUGAUCGUCGAAACGCCGCGGCGCGGAAGAGCCUAUUGAGAUGGAAACGCGUGUACACUACAUCAGUCACUUGAUGUAUAACUUAAAGUAUUUUUUAUUUCAACAUAGUUUUGCGCUUGAAGACACUUGAUAGAAAGCAACAAUACGGUCUGGGUUACGUGCUUACCUUGAAAUUACACAAGCACUGUUGCAAACUUUAAAUGUCGAAUUAUACAUAUCAGUAAUAAUGUUAAAACAAUAUUCUUUAUUGCAUUCUACUGCGGUCUUGAGUCGUACUGUAAAUUAAAAAUCAACAUCAUCUUUAGCUGUUAUUACACUUAUUCGUAAAUGUAAUAUAAAAUGUAAAUUUAAAAAUGAUACCUAUGUAUUAUAUACGUAAUCGUGUUGUGUAUAUAUUGUUAAGCUUUCUUAAGCACUGUGAACUAUUUAUUAAUAGACAGAUGUUAUUAUUAAUGUGAAAAUGUAGGCAAUUUACAUACGUACCUAUGAAAACAUUGAAAUAAAGUUUAUUGAAAGUA
Molecule: messenger RNA, 3895 nt
Organism: Bicyclus anynana (squinting bush brown)
Lineage: Eukaryota; Metazoa; Arthropoda; Insecta; Lepidoptera; Nymphalidae
Product: paired box protein Pax-6-like
Exons: 6
Coding region: 309-1781 (490 amino acids)
Biological process (GO): anatomical structure development; regulation of transcription by RNA polymerase II
Molecular function (GO): DNA-binding transcription factor activity, RNA polymerase II-specific; RNA polymerase II cis-regulatory region sequence-specific DNA binding
Source: RefSeq, a predicted model, not a curated record